This is a messenger RNA of Sebastes umbrosus (honeycomb rockfish), 969 nucleotides long. RefSeq names its product protein phosphatase 1 regulatory subunit 17 (gene ppp1r17). Gene Ontology annotation, molecular function: protein phosphatase inhibitor activity. The coding region runs from base 610 to 915 and encodes 101 amino acids. NCBI's taxonomy places the organism in Eukaryota, Metazoa, Chordata, Actinopteri, Perciformes, Sebastidae. The transcript has 4 exons. Gene Ontology annotation, biological process: regulation of phosphatase activity. The record is from RefSeq and is a predicted model, not a curated record.
UACAGGCAUAUUCAGGCUGACAGUAUGAGGAAAAUAAAGAUUUUUUUAAACAUUACGGAACGUAAACAUGUUCUAGUAGAAACACAAAAUAUAAGUAUGAACCUGAAAAUGAGUACGAUAUAGGACCUUUAAUAUCAAACUAUUGAAUUACCUUAGCCACAGUCCGUAGCCUGUAUCUGACACAACAUUCACCUCGGUCGUUAAUGCAGCCCAAGCCUCUUUUUUUAUCGUCAGUCCCGUGGAAACAGCUCUGAAAAGUGUCCCCUUUCUGCAGUAUAAUGAUACUAAACAGUGAACACUCCUGUCCAUUUAGAAUGAUUCUGGUUCACUAAGCAACGCACAGCGGUAAGAACUAAAUUGGCCAGUGCACACAUAUCAUGAAUCCGACGGUAAUGUUGCGUGUGCACAAAGUAAGACCAUUUCUAUUCACACAUUAGUGAAUGAGGCCCAAUGCCAGGUGCUUUGAGAGGGUCGGUCUGCUCUUCCAGUCUGUGGGGGGGUUGGCAGAUAACGGAUGCUCCUCCUUCGAGCUUCAUAACCCACAGAGACGUCGCCCCAGCCUGUCUGUGAGACACUGCUGACACUGAGACAGCCCAAAGGACCUCAGUGAUGACGACCGGCUGCAUGAGGUCGACUCUGGAGCCUGAACAUCGACUGAUGACACAGGAGAGCAAACAUUAUGAGGAGGCGCCGGAGAGCCUGGUGGUGGAGAGGAAGUCAGACAUGAAGGAUGAUGAAGAGGAGGAGGAGGAGGCUCUCUGCGCGGAGAAUCAGGAGGCAGACCAGAAGAAGAAACCUCGCAGAAAAGACACACCUGUCCUCAACUCUCCUCCACAUAUACCAGGACUGAGACUGCUGAAAGUGGAGAAGCAGAUGGUCCACUUAGAGGAUGAGGAGAAAGACGUGAAGGAUUAAAGCCUGUAUAUAUCAUUAAUUUAGUUGUCAAUAAAUGUUCACAGUCUCAUUAAA